Messenger RNA from Fragaria vesca subsp. vesca, 1302 nucleotides. Its product is annotated as trihelix transcription factor GT-2-like. Lineage: Eukaryota; Viridiplantae; Streptophyta; Magnoliopsida; Rosales; Rosaceae. The coding region runs from base 1 to 1302 and encodes 433 amino acids. The transcript is spliced from 2 exons. The record is from RefSeq and is a predicted model, not a curated record.
AUGGAUGAUUAUCCAGACCUCCGGCAACUGAUGGCCUCAAGAACACAGCAGUUCGUACAAUUCCCAGACCCGUUUUCAGUACGACCUUUCAAUAAUUAUAACCCCAAUAGUAGUGUCGCUGUAGGUCAGGAGGUUAAUACUCGUGGAUUGUUUGAGUUUGGUUCUGCUGCUUCUGCUCCUCCUAGUUUUAGCACAAUCAUUAGUAACACUAGUGUUGCUGCUAAUCUGAAUGGUUCUACUGCUGGUUCAUCAGUUGGUUCGUUGUAUGGCGGGUUAGAGUUGAUGAAUCAUCAGCAUGGGUGGAGUAUCAAUGGGAAUGAUGGGUCAGCCGGCAAUAACAGCAGAUGGCCAAGGCAAGAAACUCUUACUCUUCUGGAGAUUAGAUCCAGUCUCGAUUCCAAGUUCAAGGAGACUAAUCAGAAAGGUCCCUUGUGGGAUGAGGUUUCUAGGAUAAUGAGUGAAGAACAUGGAUAUCAGAGGAGUGGGAAGAAAUGCAAGGAGAAGUUUGAGAAUUUAUACAAGUACUACAAGAAAACCAAAGAAGGCAAAGCUGGGAGACAAGAUGGGAAGCACUACAGGUUCUUUCGUCAGCUUGAAGCGAUCUACGGUGACCGAAGUACCAAUCCGUUGUGCUCAACUUCAGAUCAAACCAAUUUAACUGGUACAUUAAACCCUAGUCUUCUUUAUAAUCACACCACUGCUGCUAUUAAUAAUCAAGAAUAUCAAGAAGUUAAGCUUGGUGCUGAGAGCCUUAGUUUCUCCAACAAUUCAACUGACAUGGAAACCUCCACCUCGGAGAACAAUGGAGAUGAUCUUUCAAAUUCAGCUAAUGAGAACCAAAGGUGUUCAAGGGGUGUGAAGAAGACCUGGAAGGCACAUGUGGAAGAGUUCGUGAAUUCCCAAAUGAUGAAGGUGAUGAAGGCUCAAGAAGGUUGGAUGGAGAAGAUGUUGAAGACUAUUGAAGGUAGAGAAGAGGAGAGGUUUUCAAAAGAAGAAGAGUGGAGGAAGCGAGAGGAGGAGCGGUUUAAACAACAAGUAGAUGAAUUCUGGGCUAAAGAGAGAGCUUGGGUUGAAACUCGAGAUGCUUCAAUAAUGGAGGCUGUAGGCAAAAUUAGAGGUAUGGGAACUAACAGUUACAACAACAAGGCCAAGGAUGAGAACACGGGAGGACAGCAGCUGAUGGGUGGAGGCCUAGUACCUUCAAGUUCUAAUUAUAUGAAUAUGGAAUCUAGCUCCCUUUACAUUCCCACGAACGAAGCAGAAAAUCUGUGGAACAGGUAUGGUGGGAAGCUCAGCAAGUGA